Molecule: messenger RNA, 1735 nt
Organism: Zerene cesonia (dogface butterfly)
Lineage: Eukaryota; Metazoa; Arthropoda; Insecta; Lepidoptera; Pieridae
Gene: Mcad
Product: probable medium-chain specific acyl-CoA dehydrogenase, mitochondrial
Exons: 10
Coding region: 138-1412 (424 amino acids)
Biological process (GO): fatty acid beta-oxidation; medium-chain fatty acid catabolic process
Cellular component (GO): mitochondrion
Molecular function (GO): medium-chain fatty acyl-CoA dehydrogenase activity; flavin adenine dinucleotide binding
Source: RefSeq, a predicted model, not a curated record
AGUUGUACUUGUUAGUCUGUGACAGUUCUGUGUUAAACUUUCACGUUGUUAGACGUGUACAUACACACAAAUAAUUCAUCGAUACAAAGUCCAACGUACUGUCUGCAAACAUUGUUAUAUAAAUUUAUUUUAUCAAGAUGAAUCCUAUAACCCAGGUUGUCCGGGCAAGUAGGCCCAUCUACCGUAAGCUAUCAACCACAGUACCAAAUGGAGCUGCUGCAAAGCCUAUUCCAACUUCUGGCAUGUGCUUUGAAUUGAACGAUGAGCAAAAAGCCCUGCAGGACUUGGCGCGCAAGUUCACGAGGGAAGAGAUCAUACCUGUCGCCGCGCAAUACGACAAGAGUGGGGAGUACCCUUGGCCCAUUGUAAAGAAGGCGUGGGAGGUCGGCCUAAUGAACGGCCAUGUUCCUGAACAUUGCGGGGGCCUGGGAAAUUUUGGUGUUUUCGACGAGUGUAUCAUCGGUGAGGAAUUAGCGUUUGGUUGUACUGGCAUUGUAACAGCGGUCGGGGGAACGGGACUAGGACAAACACCCGUUAUUAUUGCUGGUAAUAAGGAACAGCAGAAGAAAUACCUCGGAAGGUUGAUUGAAGAACCACUUGUAGCUGCGUACUGCGUGACAGAGCCCGGUGCAGGUUCUGAUGUAGCCGGCGUUAAGACCAAAGCUGAGAAAAAGGGUGACGAAUGGAUUCUGAAUGGGCAAAAGAUGUGGAUCACCAACGGAGGGGUUGCUAACUGGUACUUCGUAUUGGCUAGAACCAACCCAGAUCCCAAAUGCCCGGCUAGCAAGGCCUUUACUGGUUUCAUCGUGGAGAGGGAGUGGGCUGGAGUGAACCCGGGGCGUAAGGAACAAAACAUGGGCCAGCGUGCUUCUGACACUCGCGGCAUCACAUUCGAGGACGUGCGCGUCCCCAAAGAGAACGUGCUCAUUGGCGAGGGGGCUGGUUUCAAGAUCGCUAUGGGUGCUUUCGAUAAGACACGCCCACCGGUGGCAGCCGGUGCUACUGGUCUAGCGAACAGAGCUCUCUAUGAGGCUACCAAGUAUGCCAUGGAGCGGAAGACCUUCGGCGUGCCCAUCGCCCAACACCAGGCCGUGUCCUUCAUGCUGGCCGAUAUGGCCAUCGGGGUGGAGGCCUCCAGGCUGGCCUGGCAAAGGUCUGCGUGGAUGGUGGACCAUGGUCAGAAGAACACCCUUAUGGCGUCCGUGGCCAAGUGCUUCGCGUCAGAGGUUGCGAACAAAGCCGCAGCUGAUGCCGUCCAGAUUUUCGGUGGAAACGGCUUCAACACCGAAUACCCAGUCGAGAAACUCAUGCGAGACGCCAAGAUCUACCAAAUCUAUGAAGGAACCUCCCAGAUACAAAGACUCAUCAUUUCCCGAGAAAUUCUCACUGCUGCAAAGCAAUCGAAUGCCUAAUUUGAUGUACACUGCUCUCUGCAUAUAAAAGCAUUCUGUAGUUGCGAACAUAGACAGCAAUGUAUACAGACCUAAGUGUACUUUGGCCAAAUAUGGAACUAGACUGACAUUAAAAUGGGCUUCUGGUUUUUCUUUGAAUAAGCAGUUCACUUUCAUAAUUUACACUACUUUUAUACUUAAGGCUGCUUUAAAUUUAUAAACAAAUAUCAUAAGAACUUAGAUUCCUCUUGAAGUUGUUAUGGAAAUAAGGCAAAAUAAUAAUGAAGAAACACUAACAAUGUAUAAUUUAAAUGUUUUGAUGAUUUAUUUUAGAAAUUUUUAAA